Molecule: messenger RNA, 1226 nt
Organism: Apis mellifera (honey bee)
Lineage: Eukaryota; Metazoa; Arthropoda; Insecta; Hymenoptera; Apidae
Exons: 7
Coding region: 653-1153 (166 amino acids)
Source: RefSeq, a predicted model, not a curated record
AUAAAUAUACAAGAGGAAUGUAAAACAAGGUAAAAAAAACGAAUAACCUAAUCUAACCUCCUUUAUCUCGUCGAUUAUGAUCGAAUUAUGAUCGAAAAUAUAAAUAAAUUUCUCGAUUAUUGCAAAAAAAAAUAUGAACAAAAUGAAGAAAAGGAAUGAAAGAAAAUGGAAAAUUGAGUAAAUAAAAACGUAUAUAUGAAAACAUUGAUACAUAGAAAUCAAUAGCCAAUAAAAAACAUAAUAUUACGAGGAUUCGCUUCUUGACACGAAUCUCUACUUAUCGUCGUUGCUUGAAUAUGCUCCUUUAAUUUGUAUCGUCUUUCACAACUAAUCAAAAAUUCCAAUAUACAACGAAUAAAUCUCGAAACUUAAAAUUUUCAACUUUUUCUUCUCGUAAAAAAUGUAUAAUGUUAAGAUGCUAAGGACGAUUUCAAAAAUUCAAUGAAAAAUCGCGACAUGUACAAAUCCCUCUAUCGAAGACGAGAUGAACAACAGCAAGGAGAGAAAUUGAAGAGGGCGCAUCGAUCACUUUAUGUCAAACGAUCCUCCAAAAACUGUCAGUUUUUUCGAUUCUCGUGGCCCGUCCAAAUUCACGUGAUGCUCGUGACAAUAGCGACGAAUUAUCAGCUUCGCGGGACGAAAACUCGAUGUCAUGGAAAUCGCAAGGAUCCACAGAUAUUACAAAACCUAUCAUUUUGGGCCACGAUGGCUGUUAUACCAAUAUCUGUUGACGGACGCUAAGUUGAGGAAUAUGCUUGAUUUGGGUCCGUUCUGCGGGACCAUUACGUUUAUAACUGGACUCAUGAUCUUGAUCCUCCUCCUCUAUUCAUACAUGAAUGAAAAAGCGACCAAUUCGAACGAGAAGGAUUUUCAAGAGCUUCAAAAGGAAACAAAUAAGAAAAUUCCCCGGAAAAAAAGCGUGGCGGACAUCAGGCCGAUCUACAAUUGUAUUCAUAAACACCUCCAGCAGACCGACGUGUUUCAAGAGAAGACGAAGAAAAUGCUUUGCAAGGAACGCUUGGAAUUGGAGAUUCUGUGCAGUAAAAUCAAUUGCAUCAACAAGCUGUUAAGGCCCGAGGCGCAGACCGAAUGGCGGCGGAGCAAGUUACGAAAAGUGUAUUAUCGUCCUAUUAACUCUGCCACGUCGAAGUAAUGGCCGACGCCGUGUAACAAUGUAAUUAACCAAAUACAAAUGCAUCCAAUAAAGAACGUACAAAUUGCAUCGA